This is a messenger RNA of Colletotrichum spaethianum, 1179 nucleotides long. Its product is annotated as putative vacuolar protein sorting-associated protein TDA6. Lineage: Eukaryota; Fungi; Ascomycota; Sordariomycetes; Glomerellales; Glomerellaceae. The coding region runs from base 1 to 1179 and encodes 392 amino acids. The transcript has a single exon. The record is from RefSeq and is a predicted model, not a curated record.
AUGACGCCACAUCUCGAAGAAAAGGCAUUGAACCGGUCGAUAUCCCUCUCCAACCUGCACCUACUGAACAAGGAGCGCGGACAUGUCUACUUGACAAGCAAGGACAACGUUGAAUCCAGACCGGAAUGGCUUCAUAGCCACGUCGGUAUCCCUGGACCAUGGGACAGCAAUGAGGACAGUGUUGAAGAAGAAUCAGCUAAAGACCUUACCCCGACCCAGUCUUCUGAGGAUGACAAAGCUGCAUCUGAUAUUUCCCAUAAACAGCAUUCCGGCAGUCUUGCUGAUUCUCACCGCCUCCUAAGACUUCCACCAUCCGAACCAUACAACAAGCCCACAGAUGGCGACCAAUACCAGAAGUCUAUCACAAAUACACCAGCACAUAGACCCCGGCAGGAUGGAUUCUCUGAAGCGCCGUCCGUUCUUAUUCUUGUCGAUAAAGGUUCCGGUAUUGUUGAUGCUUUUUGGUUUUUUUUCUACUCCUACAACCUCGGCCAAACGGUCCUGGGUAUUCGAUUUGGCAACCACGUGGGUGAUUGGGAACACUGCAUGAUUCGGUUUGAGAAUGGUAAACCAGGCGGUAUCUUCCUCUCCGAACAUUCAGGCGGUCAGGCCUAUGAUUUUCAUGCCGUUGAGAAGCGUGACAUCCGACCUGUUAUAUACUCUGCAGUUGGCUCCCACGCCAUGUACGCCAACCCUGGGGAUCAUCCCUAUGUUUUGCCCUUCAACAUGCUGAAGGAUGUCACCGACCGCGGCCCUCUUUGGGAUCCAGCUAAAAAUACCUAUUCGUACUGGUAUAAGUAUGAAAAAGAUGCGGAAAUGCAUCACUACCAUGAUGUGGAUAGUAAGAUUGGUGGCACCAAUGGGCUAUGCCAGAACACAUCAGACAGUCUCAUCCCAACCGUUGAAAAUCCGACUGCGCCAACCAGUUGGUUUCAUUAUGCUGGCAACUGGGGCGACAAGCUCUAUAGUCUGGCUGAUGUCCGUCAAUGGCGUCUUUUUAGCCAGUACCACUAUGUCGCAGGGCCUCGUGGUCCCAAGUUCAAGCGUCUAGACCGCCAAAAGAUUUGCAGCACUGAUAGGUGCCAGAUUUUACAUACAGUGAAUCCAGGACAGACGUGGUACGAGGGAAAUAUCCAAAGUACAGAUCGAUCUAUCCCCAUCAACGUCACUGGAGCUUAG